AUGUCCAAGUUCGUCAAUACAAGGAUCUCCGUCCGUGGUGGCUUGACUGCCUGCAUUUUGGCCUUUCCAGUACAGGCAUCGAUUGUACACAACGAGAACGAAAAGAUACUUAACGAUGAUUGUAUCAAACAGGGGAUUCUCCAAUAUGCGAAGCGCAAUACCAAGCCUGAAACAAGUAAAUGCUCUAUUAAAAGAAUAGCAGAUGCAACAUUAGAGGCCUCAAAGCCCUGUCCACACGUGAACAAAACGAAUAUUAAAGCCGUGCACAUAUCCGGCUCCAGAUUUUGGUCGAGCAUAAUUGGUGACUUGUCAAAACGCUUGGAAGCGUCGCUCCAAGCGCUCCUCCGUCACCUUCGCCUCCGCACCCAGGCGACACUCGUGCCAAUCGCAAGACGAUCCAACGUAGGAACAAUGCCAAGAGUACUGCCACCUACCACUACCACGGCGACCGCAGUAACACUCGACAGGACCGAAGUCAGACGUCGAAUAUUCAGGCAUAUCUUGCGUGGCCUUGCGAGCCCCAAGGUGCGUCGAGCCACAGCCGGGGCAGACAACGCCGCAGGUUAUGCCCCCUUCCUCCUGGAACCCGUCCGGAUGGAACUUGUCGGGAAUGGCCUCGUGGCAGAGCGCGUUUGUCGAGAAAUCGGUACAGUUGAAGGUGUGGUCACAACAGCCACAUGCCAACUGGCUGAACGGAUGGUGGCCCUCCUAAAAUUUCAAAGCGUUUCGAUGCCCGCAACGACUGCACCACCAGGCUCCGUCGGUGCCAUCAUGCACACAGACAGUACCAAACUCCGGCUCAUAGACCGAGAGAACUUGGCGGCGCCGGCCGAUGUUGUCACGGGCCUGUGGGGCUAUCAAUGGCAUGUAUGAGUGAUUUACUAGAAUUGUGUAGCCGUGUCGGGAAGAGCUGGCAUUCGUUAUCGCGUCGAGAAGCUGGUGGCGACCCUUCGCGUACUCGGUGACGUCUUCGAC
Molecule: messenger RNA, 975 nt
Organism: Paraphaeosphaeria sporulosa
Lineage: Eukaryota; Fungi; Ascomycota; Dothideomycetes; Pleosporales; Didymosphaeriaceae
Exons: 3
Coding region: 1-873 (290 amino acids)
Source: RefSeq, a predicted model, not a curated record